AUGUUCGGCACAGCUACUGCUGCAUAUCAAGUCGAGGGUGCGUAUAACGAAGGUGGACGGACCCCGAGCAUAUGGGACGAAUUCUGUCGUGAUCAGCCUGGUAUGCUGUGCGCCAACGUAGCUGACGACUUCUACCACCGCUACCCGGACGACUUGAAUCUCAUGCAGGACGUGGGGCUGCAGUCUCUGCGAUUCUCCAUCUCCUGGUCGCGUGCUAUGACUUGGGAUCCAGAGACCCGCCGCAUGCGUCCGAACCCGGAGGGUAUAGCGUUCUACCACGCGUUGAUUGACGCUAUGAGCAGUAGGGGUGUCGUUCCGAUUCUGACAAUCUACCACUGGGAUUUACCGUCCGCUUUAAUGCACGAGCUCACUCCAAAUGGCUGGCUCAGUCCCGAGAUCGUGGACCACUACGUUGAGUACGCGGCUCUUAUGUUUCAAGAAUACGGCCACAAGGUCGACUACUGGACGACGUUCAACGAGCCACUUGCGUUUGUCGGCUACAGCUAUGGGACGGGGAUGUUUGCACCUGGACACAAAAGCUCAUCUACGGAGGCAUACACCGUCUCGCGCAACGUUCUUGUUGCCCAUGCGAAGGCAGUCCAGAAAUUCCGCGAGUUUAAAACGAAUCACGUUGUAGGCGACAAAGCUCGUAUCGGAAUUGUCCUCGUAUCUGCGUACUUCUACCCGCUCUAUUCGCACAAUCCCCGUGACGUUGCUGCUGCGAAGCGUGCUCUUGACUUUGACUUCGGCUGGUUCCUCGAGCCGAUCAUUACCGGCGACUACCCUGCGGUCAUGCGUGAGCGUGCCGGAGAUCGUCUCCCCAAGUUCACCGAGGAGGAGUCUGCACUACUCAAGGGCUCGUACGAUAUCCUGAUGAUGAACCACUAUUACUCCAAGGUAGUCACGGACUGCGACUCGGAGGCUUCUCUGACGCCGUGCUCGUCACUUACCGUCGGUUGGGAAGCUGACAAGGGCGUCGACGAAGACCACAUGAUGUCAGGAACAAUGCAACCUCGCCCGGAUAAGUUCGGUAACAACUACUGCGGCCGCUACACAGGCUACCCGCCCGGAUACCUGGACAUGAUCCGGUACCGGCACUCGCAUGACCCGACCGUCGACAUCCUAUUGACGGAAAACGGAUGGUGUGGAAAUGAGGAAGUGGAGAAUUGGGACCAACUCCGUUACUAUAAGGCGUUCGUCGAACAGGUACAUAAGGCCGUCGUGGAGGAGAAAAUCCCCGUCGUCGGCUACACGGCAUGGUCGUUCCUGGACAACUACGAGUGGGGCUCCUAUGGCCCGCGCUUCGGACUCUACUAUGUCAACUUUACUAAAGAGACUGGCUCGCCAAACUUCGACAAGCCAAAAUCGACAGAUCUGGAGCGUGUUCCUCGUCCAGCGGCUAAGUGGUUCCACAAGGUCGCCACCACCAAAUGUCUGGACGGCUGGGAUGAACUCGAGCUUUCUGCGGGCAGCUCCAUUGCCCACCCGGCGGAACACCUCGGCUUCUCGGCUCCCGUUAUUGUCAUCGCGGCGAUGGCUCUUAUUGCUGCUGUGGUCACGUUCAAGCGCCGCCUCGGAUACCAACGCUUACCUCAAGCCGUAUCCAGCUAA
Messenger RNA from Phytophthora infestans T30-4, 1611 nucleotides. RefSeq names its product glycoside hydrolase, putative. The transcript has a single exon. Gene Ontology annotation, biological process: carbohydrate metabolic process. Gene Ontology annotation, molecular function: beta-glucosidase activity. NCBI's taxonomy places the organism in Eukaryota, Oomycota, Peronosporomycetes, Peronosporales, Peronosporaceae. The record is from RefSeq and is a predicted model, not a curated record. The coding region runs from base 1 to 1611 and encodes 536 amino acids.